AUGGGAGACGUAAAGUUGGCUGACUUUGGGGUCGCCGGACAACUGACUAACACGACCAGCAAAAGAAGCACUUUUGUGGGAACUCCCUUCUGGAUGGCACCCGAAGUCAUCAAACAGUCGGCAUACGACUCGAAGGCUGACAUUUGGUCGUUGGGUAUAACCGCCAUAGAGUUGGCCAAAGGCGAGCCCCCGAACUCUGAUUUGCAUCCAAUGCGAGUCCUAUUCCUCAUCCCUAAGAACAAU
Molecule: messenger RNA, 243 nt
Organism: Oppiella nova
Lineage: Eukaryota; Metazoa; Arthropoda; Arachnida; Sarcoptiformes; Oppiidae
Source: the annotation of a GenBank genome assembly